This is a messenger RNA of Cylas formicarius (sweet potato weevil), 5090 nucleotides long. RefSeq lists its product as uncharacterized. Gene Ontology annotation, molecular function: ubiquitin binding; ubiquitin-protein transferase activity. Lineage: Eukaryota; Metazoa; Arthropoda; Insecta; Coleoptera; Brentidae. Bases 171 to 4475 code for a protein of 1434 amino acids. Gene Ontology annotation, cellular component: LUBAC complex. The record is from RefSeq and is a predicted model, not a curated record. The transcript has 7 exons. Gene Ontology annotation, biological process: protein linear polyubiquitination; proteasome-mediated ubiquitin-dependent protein catabolic process.
AUAUGCUCAUCGAAAACUUUUCAGUGAAAACUUUCAGUUCUCACGAUAAUUUUAAUCGCGGGGCGCUUUAAAAUGGACCGAAAAAGUUUCCAUUUUGAGUUUGUUAGUUUAAACAGUUGAAAUAAUAUGAUGCAGGAGUGUGGAAUGACCUCCGGACCAAAAGAAGUAACAUGAAUCAAGAGCAGUUUCCAGCGGGACAAAGAUCUGGCAACGAUCCAAAAUUCACGGCCAAACGAAACAGCGGCCUUUUCGCCUUCUUCAAAUGGUUCAAGCCGUCGACGUCGCGAGAAUCAAUCGACACCGACUCACGCACCAGCAGCCUCGACAGUCUGGAUUCGAAUAAGAGUGCCGGCACGGUCGCGUCAUUUUCGUUCGUGCCUCCCGGUGCAUACGAAAAACGCGUAGUGGUCGAAAAGUGCAUACAGGUUGGCCCCGAAACCGACACCUAUAAAGCGCGACUCCGGCAACGCGAUCGACGAAGAGAGUACGACAAAAACGUGACGCUGAGGAAAAAGUACAACCUGUUUUUCAACCGCGAUUCGCUGUUGAAACCUCAACAAUUAACGGAGGAGGAGAAUUCCCGAAGUUUGCCUCUGAUGACGCGCGCUGAACAAAUGGAAGUGGAACAGCCCAAAGUGCAUCGCAGGACGAAUAGCGAAUCGUCCAAAGUGCGCAAAGCAGGCGCUUACCUCCACGUCAAAGGCAAAAGGAGAGCUCCUCAACCUCCGGUCGGGAAACAGUCAAUGGACGUUUCCUCAACCGCCAGUUUGAAGAGGAAGAAACGUUUGGCACCGGCCCGUCCCGACCAGGACGUUCUAUGCAACGACUCGUUGAAAUUGGAGGACGGCGUUUUGAGGUCUGCUAAGGAUGAUGGAAAAAACGCAACCGAAACGAAUCAAGGUAUGAAUCCUCUAAGUCCUUCGUCGUCCAGAACUAGCUUCGUAGACACCCCGGUAUCCCCGAGACCUUGGUAUAAACGAAACUCGACCGUUAGCCAGCAGACGUCCGGCAAAAAGGAAAGUAAAUACGAAGCGGCGGAGCGCCUCCCCGAAGUCCAGUACGUGAGGAACUCCACGCUGGACUUGACUUUAGAGGAAGUCGCACCUAGCUGCGAUAAGAAAAAAGAGGAGAAACGGAAAUCGGGAAUGUCCUUCUUGACGAACAUCAGCGAAUUGGACCGGGAAGCUACGGAGAUCAUCAGGAGCAAAGAUCAAGAGAAAAACGGCGUGUCGAGCAACGAAAUUCCCGAAUUUAUGAAACCCAGAGACUCCAAAGCGGGCGUUCAGGACAGCUGGUCGUCUCCGAAGCGAAGAUCGGCGCGAGAUUUGAUAGCCAAAUUUAAUGCUAUAACCAAUGUAACGAAAGCGACCGUAUUCGGCGCGUCGCAAAAGGAAAAGUAUUUCGGAAAACAACACAGCCUGGACGAAACGCGCAGACAGGAAAACCUGCUCGGCGCGCACAAGAAACGAAUAGAAGAGAUCGGCAAGAAAAAAGAUGAAAAGUUCAAUCCCCUGAUCAAGUCUGAGAGUGCGAGCGCGGUCAAGCAGACGAGCGGGGAAGCCGACACUCCAAAGUCCGAAAAGAAAAGCUGGAAAUGUCCGAAGUGUAAUUUGGAAAACGAGUACUGGAGGAUAAUAUGUCAAGUUUGUUCGGCCAUCAAGCCUUAUUUCGACGAAUUUGCGCCAUCGACCAAGUGCGGGGUGGAAACAAAACCACUAGAACCGAAAACUUCCAGCCCAGUAAUCUUAAGGAAAGAACAAGCGCAAAACGAGAGGGUCUUUGAGAGGUCCAAAACGCAGAUCGGCUUUUCCGCUCUGGCUAGUUAUAACCACGGAAAGAAAAAACUGAACCAGGACGACGAUAAGUCCAAAGUAGACGAUACGAGUAAGAAGGAAGAGAGAGAGAAACUGAAAAGGAUGCUGAUCGAGAUGAAAAACUCGCUGCCGAAGAGGAAGUCGAAUAUCUUGUUGAAGCAAAGUAGCAGGUCCAGCGUGAUUCUAGAAAAACCCGAGGAGGUUAAAGAUCAGGGAACCGAAGAAGAAAAGGAGAACGUUGUCGAACAGAAGACGGAAGAAGAGAAGAUCGCGGAAAUUUUGAUCGGGCAGACAAAGACUAUUUACGAGAACAUUAAAGUAAGGAAAUCCGACAAUCCGAAGCCUUUAAAAGUGUCUUCGGCCGCCCAAACAAGCGGCGUGGUCAAAAAAACUGUGCCCGAGAACAGUCUGAAAGAACUAUUGGAAAAUCACAAAUCGGCCAACGUUUACGAACCGAUGAAGGUUGAGGACUUCGAAGAUAUUUACUCGGACAAGAAUGGCAAUUCGGCGGCGAGAAUUUACGCGAAUCUGGCGCAAAGCGAUGAGCUCUCGUUAUUCUUUAACUUGCCUAAGAUUAGCGCACAAGCGAAAAAUGACGGCAAGAAACAAAAGUCUGCCAGUAAAUUCAACACCGACACGAUAGAGAUCAACAGACGGUUGAGGAAGUUGGAGUCUGCCAUAGCCAAAGGUGAUAUGACCGAUGCGGCGAUUUUCGCGAAAGAACUUGCGCAGCUCAAGGUCAACUGUUCUGUCAUUAGGCAGAAACCUCAAGGGCAAUCAGGACUCGAUAAAAAGGGAUUUCAGAUCGAGAUGUACGUCGAGGAUAAAGUUUCGCAUAGGGGUCCCUUCGCCGUCGAUGUCCGCGAGAACUUGACAGUGGCGGAGUUGAAGCGGCAGAUCUUCAAAGAGUUCGAAAUACCGGUCGAAGUUCAAAAAUGGAUUUUGGGAAAGGAACUGGUGACGAACGACGCCGGUACAUUAAAAGACUACAAUAUUACCGCGGGAUGUCCCGUAUUUUUGUACUUGGUCGCACCGGAAAAUAAAAGUGAAGAAAAGGCUUACACAAAUGCUAAACCAUCAGUCGAUUCGUCCAAUCUUCCUUCAACGUCUUCGGUUUCCACCCCUCAAGCAAUACCAACUUCCGAUGCGAUAACCGCUAAUACCAAUCGAACGAAAUUGAAAACCCAGGAUUAUGAUUUAAAACCUGAACGAUGUUCGAAAGGGUCGCCAAAAAAAAUAGACACACCUGAAUCCGGCGCAAGUAACAAUGCUCAAGUGAAAAUCCCUUUUCUUAAUUACGUACCAAAAAUAGUCAAUGUCAUACCCAAAUCAUCAGAGGUCAUUCCGAACAAUGCGGACAUGGAAGCUGCUCCUUCACAGAGUCAAGCGAGGAAACUUUCUCUAGAGGAAACGAAACGGAUUGUUAGUAAAUAUCUACCCACUCCAUCGGUAUCUAUCACUGAGUUUAAAGUCGACGUAGUCCCUGUAGUCACCAAACAGCCGAGAUUGGAAGCGCAGAAGGUCAUUUUAGACGAUGCGCCCGGGCAGUCCUGUAGUAAAACUGAUUUAAAAGUGAAAGAAACCUCCAAAGUUGAAUCGAAAAUUAUGCUCGCGCAUAACGAGAUCGCAGUAAACGCGAGCGAACUUAAAGUGCUAAAUAAACACAGCGAUCGGAAAAUAAAUCAGAAAAGGACAAGUUCCAUUCCACCCACCGAAGCCCCCAGAGCUCAGGCCGAAGAAGAUUUUGAUGACUCGAACACCCUCAAAGCUCCCAAGGAGUGGGAGUGUCACUUGUGCACUCUGCUCAACCCCAUUUCCAGCAAUGUUUGCGCGGUGUGCGCCACGGUACGACUCAGCAGAACUCCUCUCAGAAGUUCGGCUAAGAAAAAAGCACCUCAGCCGGAACAAACUUAUCAACAGCUUGUGAAUUUGGACAAUGCGGACUUGGUAUCGAACGCGGAGCCAUUUGAGUGCGUGGUGUGUUUGAUUGAAGUGCCCGAACACGACGGUGUGACUUUGAGGGAGUGUUUACACCAGUUUUGUAGACAAUGCUUAGCUCAUACGGUCGAGUACACAGAAGAUGCCGAGGUCAAGUGCCCUUAUAGAGAUAACAAUUAUUCCUGCAACAUCGCGUUGCAAGACAGAGAAAUCAAGGCGUUGGUAUCUUCGGCGAUGUACGAGCAGUACUUAGCGAAGUCGGUUGCUCAGGCGGAAAACAUGACUGACAAAUCGUUCCACUGCAAAACUCCUGACUGCAAGGGAUGGUGUAUUUUUGAAGACAACGUCAACGAUUUUAAAUGUCCCGUCUGCAAAAGGAUCAAUUGUCUUACAUGCCAGGCCAUACACACCGGUAUGAACUGCAAGCAGUAUCAGGAAAAGAUGAAGUCCGAGUCUGAAAUCGACGAGGACGCUAAAAGGACGAAGGACAUGUUGGAGGGGAUGGUCGAGAAAGGAGAAGCGCUGACCUGUCCUACUUGUAAAGUUAUUUUAAUGAAAAAAUGGGGCUGUGAUUGGUUGCGUUGUUCGAUGUGCAAAACGGAAAUUUGCUGGGUUACGCGGGGGCCCCGAUGGGGCCCGGGCGGCAAAGGGGAUACGUCCGGCGGCUGCCAGUGCGGCGUCAACGGGAUCAAGUGUCACCCGCAGUGCAAUUAUUGCCAUUAGCGUCAAUUAAUUCUAUACCUUAUAUCAUUGUUAACUUUUGUUUUUUAGUUUAAUAUUUUUAGCAUUGCCAUUGUUAGGAUUUGAUUGAUGUUUUCGGUUUUUCUCGUUUUUAGAUGAACUCUUAUUAUGCUGCGCACGUACUGGUUGCACUAAAAAUAUGAAAUAGUGAGACUAUUUUAGUAUUUUUAUACGAAUAGGAAAUGCUGCGCUGUCGCAGUUUAGGUGAUUAUUUCAUUAAUAUUAUCGAUGCAAAUUAUUGUUACAUUAUUUGAGUGUGGAUGGAACAGCUAACACGAUAUAUACGAAAUAGUAGGAUUUCGAAAAGAAAAAUAUAAUCGUUGCUCUGAAUGUAUUUGUUAAUGUUAGAUUUUUGGUACUAUUUUUGCAAUCUGCAUGACUGAUCUAACGAAAACUGCCUUACAUAGUAAACCGAAAUUUAAAAAAAAACUGCAUUUUUAUUUGCGCAUUGAGAGAAAAUCUGAAAUUUCCCAAAUCAAAGUGAACACAGUAAAUCGAAAGGUUAAUCGUUAAGCAGCAAUUUUUACGCAAAAUAAAGUUAACCAUUAAACAUUAACCCUCCAACUAUAAUUACAUUAUUUUUCGAAUGGGAUAACA